UCAUCAUCAAGUCCAUUGUCAAUACAUUAUUAUCUGACUAACUGGUGAUGAGAUGUGUAAGACGACGCGAAGUCACACAGUGUAAAUUAAUGUAACUGCAGCAAACACAUUUCGUUCAAGAAUGCUGGCGAUGUGGUCUGUCCUCCAGUGUAUGUAUCAAGUCGGUCACGUCAUGUGUCUCUCUGAACACUGACACGUUUACCGCUAUCACGUUGCAUACUGAAGUCGGUAUUAAGCUUUUAUCUCUGGUAUCCCGGCCAUGUCAACAGGCUGUUUAUCUCACACGUACCCAAAUAUUACCGUCUACAUUCAAAUAGCCUCCGAUUCUUAAAGCUGAAAUGCCAAACUGUUUUGUACAAAACGCACUCUCAUUUGUUUGCAACGACACAAGUGUCACGAGGCAAGCGGGGUAAGGUAAGCGUAGGGUGCACGUACUAAGCUGAAACAUAGAGAGUUGUCGAAUAUCUGUGACACGGUGUUUCCAGGGUGUACUACGACCUUAUUAUCAACUUGUUAACUCGAUUCCCGCUCAAGCAGUCCACCUGAAACCAGCUGCGUCCAGUUUGUUGUUGACAGCACAAGAACGUGGGCUGUAGUCAGCUGGUCUCCUCGUCUUGUGAUACUGCCCAAAACAUCUAUAUUGCUGCUACCAGGAAGGCUACCACAGGUGACUUUGAAGAACACAUAUCCGAAACUGGUGUAGAAGUGACUCCCAUAGAUACAUGGCAACUCUCUGGCCGGUAUGUGUGCAGCGCGAGUAUCUCAAUGACAACUGGGUGUGGGACUAUCACACCAAACCCCCCGAAGUCUUGCUGUCACCUGAUCUUGAGGACGCCUACUUUCACACAGAUCCGGUCGACCAGAGCACAGGAACAGCCGGCGUCCGCGGCAGCAAAGGUUUCCUAGAUGGGGAACAUUUCUGGGAGAUCAUUUUCCUGGAGCCGCCAGCAGGCACUUCCGUGAUGGUGGGAGUCGGGACCAAGAAGGCCCUGCUUCACACCAACAACUACCAGUAUGUGGAUCUCAUAGGUAUGGAUGGGGAGAGCUGGGGCCUAUCCCACAAAGGGAGGGUGUGGCACCGUGGUGUCCCACGAAUGUACUGUGACCCAAUAUAUGACCGCACUACUGUUAUCGGAUGCUAUCUCAACCUAUACAAAGGUACUCUCAGCUUCUACAAAAACGGCAUGGACCUAGGGGUAGCUUUUAGCGGCCUUGACACUGUGAGAGAGCCCCUGUACCCACUUAUCUCCUCCACAGCAACAGAGACUGAGCUUGGUCUGGGGGUGAGGUCAUGCCGCUACCUCUCUCUACAAGAGAAGUGCUGUGCAAUCAUCAAGAACAAUCUCGUGUGUGCGGACUCAGUUGAAAACCUGCCUCUGCCAAAUGCGAUCAAAAACCACAUCAGGCAAUUCUAACUUUUUUCUUAUCACCAGGUAGAGUGUUUUAAUGAUGACGGGAUUGUCGCCCUUAAUGUCAUACUAUAAAUCAUGUCAAGCGUGUGAAUGUGCGUGAUCAGGAUUUUGUGUAGGUGCGUAUAGGUGUACUUGAACAUGUUCGUGUUGUUGUGCGUUGGCAGUUGCGUGAUUACCUCAGAUAUGACCAAUUUGUGGAGUGAGUGUAUACAGUUUACACAUGACUGAUCGUAUCCGGUGACAUUCAGGUUGUGUAAAGUGACCUGAUCCCGCCGUCAUAUAGCUGUAAUAUUGCUGCGGGCGGCGUUAAACAACAAACAAACAAAACAUUAUUUAUUACUCAUAUAUGACUGAUUUUGUUAUUACCUCAGACCCUCGAGGAUUAUAUUUUUGCUGAGGUUUUGUAAUAAAUAUUUACACACCUA
Molecule: messenger RNA, 1837 nt
Organism: Haliotis rufescens (red abalone)
Lineage: Eukaryota; Metazoa; Mollusca; Gastropoda; Lepetellida; Haliotidae
Product: SPRY domain-containing SOCS box protein 3-like
Exons: 5
Coding region: 723-1415 (230 amino acids)
Biological process (GO): proteasome-mediated ubiquitin-dependent protein catabolic process; intracellular signal transduction
Cellular component (GO): SCF ubiquitin ligase complex
Molecular function (GO): protein binding
Source: RefSeq, a predicted model, not a curated record